Alternaria metachromatica is the source of this 2529-nucleotide messenger RNA. RefSeq lists its product as uncharacterized. The transcript is spliced from 2 exons. Lineage: Eukaryota; Fungi; Ascomycota; Dothideomycetes; Pleosporales; Pleosporaceae. Gene Ontology annotation, molecular function: chitin synthase activity. The record is from RefSeq and is a predicted model, not a curated record. Gene Ontology annotation, cellular component: cell septum; cell periphery. The coding region runs from base 1 to 2529 and encodes 842 amino acids.
AUGGAGCGCCAAACCAAUUCCACUGGGCCUGAAUUGGGAAGGAAGCGCAGCCUCAUCCGCCCCGAGCGCCAGCGAAACGACCCAAGCCACCCGAACUAUCACUACCGCAAACACGCCCAGCGCAUGGACGUCCACCCCUCGACGACCGGCAACGACCCUAUCCUCGAAGACCAUCUGGAAGCUGAAACGGUCAGCUCAGACAGUACCGAUGUCAAGCCCCCACACCUGCGAAAUGCCUCAGGCGGGGGCUACAAUGACAAGCAGGCUCCCAUGGACGACGGAGAGCCGCGGAUACAACGCAAGUUGACACGGAGCGAGACAAUGAAGGCGCGCGAGAAGCAGCGCCAGAAGGAGCAGGACAAGCUACGCCCACCUAGUCUGUGGAACGUCUACUGCGCCAUCGUCACCUUCUGGUGCCCGAACGCUAUCCUGAAGUGCUUUGGAAAGCCGCAGAAGGCGCAGCAGCGAGCCUGGAGAGAGAAGGUCGGACUCGUCAGCAUCAUCAUGCUCAUCUGCACGUUCGUUGGAUACCUUACAUUCGGUUUUACGGAAACCGUCUGCCCCUCUGGCGGCAACGCUCGUCUCAGGACGAACGAAGUCGGCGGUGGAUACCUCAUCAUUCACGGCAAAGCCUAUGAUCUCGCCCAGUCCAAGCACCCCAGAGCCCGUGGCGUUCCCGAAGACGCAAACGUCCUGUUCGAUCUUCCUGAGAAACACGGCGGUCAGGAUGCCAGCUUCUUGUUCCAAAACGUCAACGGAGCCUGCAAGGGUCUCAUCACUGAAAAGGAGAACUCUGGAAUCCCCACAACCGGCAACGGAGACCUUGGCUGGUAUUUCCCGUGCCGACUGUUCAACCAAGAUGGAUCGACCAAGCCCAACACCACCUUCUUGGAGUACAACGGUUACCUCUGCCACACCUCGGACAAAGCUCGCAGGGGCUUCUACAGCCUCCACAAUGCUGGUGAUGUUUACUACACCUGGGAGGACAUCCGCAACAGCUCCAGGAAUCUGAUGGUCUGGGGUGGUGAUGUGCUUGACCUAAACUUGCUCGACUGGUUCAACCGAACCCAGGUCAACAUCCCACCUCUAUUCGAUGAAAUCCGCCAAAACCCCGCUGUUCGCGGUGUCGAUGUUACCCGUGCGUACUCGUCCAGCUACGAGAAGCAGGUAGCCCGUUGCUUCACCGAGACUAUCAAAGUUGGCUCCAUCGACACAGAGAGCAUUGGCUGCAUUGCUUCCAAGGUUGUCCUUUACGUCUCGCUCGUUUUCAUCCUGGCUGUUGUCAUGGCCAAGUUCGUCCUCGCUUUGAUCUUCCAGUGGUUCAUCAGCAAGAAGUUUGCUGCUACCAAGACAUCUAUUGGCCCCGCCGAUUCCAAGCAGCGAAAGCAGCAGAUCGAGGAAUGGAGUGAUGACAUCUACCGCCCACCGCCAAAGCUCAUGGAUCCAUCGUCCGGCUCUGACCGCAGCAACAAGCGUGGCAGUACCUUCUUGCCACAAACUUCGAGGUUCACCAGCCCCUACUCGGUUGACAAGAACGCAAAGACCCGUGCCCCGCCCACAACUAUGACUAGCCAGAGCACAGCAUCUCGUGUCCUCGGAUCGAACGGUGGCAUGUACAAGCAACUCAACGCCAGCCAGGGCACUAUGCCCAUGGAUGGAAAACACAAUGCGGUAUUUACGGCACAGGAAUCUCGAUCUAGCCUACUCCUUUCCGGUAACACCGAUACCAACCGUUACUCUAGCGUCGAAGGUUCCGGGCCCGCAGGUUUCACACACGAAGCAGUCGUGCCUCAGCCUCCUCCAGAGUGGCAGCCUUUCGGAUACCCAUUGGCUCAUACCAUCUGUCUUGUCACCGCCUACUCUGAAGGUCCCGAAGGUCUGCGAACUACACUCGACUCCAUUGCUACCACCGACUACCCCAACAGUCACAAGUUGAUUCUCAUCAUUUGCGACGGUAUGAUCAAGGGUCACGGUGAAGACUUGACAACGCCCGAAGUCUGUCUUGGUAUGAUGAGGGAUCACGCGGUAUUGCCCCACGAGGUUCAAGCGCACUCGUACGUCGCAGUCGCCAGUGGCUCGAAACGACACAACAUGGCCAAGAUCUACUCGGGUUUCUAUGACUAUGGCGAGACGACGCGCAUUCCCGUCGAGAAGCAGCAACGUGUUCCGGUGAUGCUAGUGGUAAAGUGUGGUACACCUGAUGAGGCCAAGAAGUCCAAGCCUGGCAAUCGUGGAAAGCGAGACAGUCAGAUCAUCCUCAUGUCGUUCCUGCAAAAGGUCAUGUUUGACGAGCGUAUGACGGAGCUUGAGUUUGAGAUGUUCAACGGUAUCUGGAAGAUUACUGGCAUAUCGCCUGAUUUCUAUGAGAUAGUCCUCAUGGUGGACGCCGACACAAAGGUCUUCCCUGACAGCUUGACGCACAUGAUCUCAGCCAUGGUAAAGGAUCCAGAUAUCAUGGGGCUCUGCGGCGAAACAAAGAUUGCCAAUAAGCGGGAUUCGUGGGUCUCCAUGAUCCAGGUGUUUGAGUAA